CUCCAAACCCGAAACAAUCAUGCCAGCAGAAGCCACCGUCAAAGCGCCCAAGAAGGGCUCCAAGAAAGCCGUGACUAAGACCGCCGCCAAGGGCGGCAAGAAGAGGAGAAAGAGCAGGAAGGAGAGCUACGCCAUCUACGUGUACAAGGUGUUGAAGCAGGUCCACCCCGACACCGGCAUCUCCUCCAAGGCCAUGGGCAUCAUGAACUCGUUUGUGAGCGACAUCUUUGAGCGCAUCGCCGGUGAGGCCUCCCGCCUGGCUCACUACAACAAGCGCUCCACCAUCACUUCUCGCGAGAUCCAGACCGCCGUGAGGCUGCUGUUGCCCGGGGAGCUGGCCAAGCACGCCGUGUCCGAGGGCACCAAGGCCGUCACCAAGUACACCAGCUCCAAGUAAACCUCCCGCUGCUGUAAUCCACCAAACCAACGGCUCUUUUAAGAGCCACACACUUCUUCUUAAAGAGCAACGUUUCAACCAGUCAUGUGUUUAGAAACAAAUGAUCGAUUUUGUCACUUAUUUCUUGAAUGUAAACUUUUAUUUAUUUCUAUAGCAGUUAUUGUGUUUUUUUUUAAGUUUUCUGCGCUUUCCCCCACUACCACCAGUAUA
Messenger RNA from Perca fluviatilis (European perch), 607 nucleotides. Its product is annotated as histone H2B-like. Gene Ontology annotation, cellular component: nucleosome. The record is from RefSeq and is a predicted model, not a curated record. Lineage: Eukaryota; Metazoa; Chordata; Actinopteri; Perciformes; Percidae. The coding region runs from base 20 to 397 and encodes 125 amino acids. Gene Ontology annotation, molecular function: protein heterodimerization activity; structural constituent of chromatin; DNA binding. The transcript has a single exon.